This is a messenger RNA of Physella acuta, 6189 nucleotides long. Its product is annotated as rho GTPase-activating protein 8. Gene Ontology annotation, cellular component: cytoplasm. Gene Ontology annotation, molecular function: GTPase activator activity. NCBI's taxonomy places the organism in Eukaryota, Metazoa, Mollusca, Gastropoda, Physidae. The record is from RefSeq and is a predicted model, not a curated record. Gene Ontology annotation, biological process: small GTPase-mediated signal transduction; negative regulation of endocytic recycling.
ACGUCGAGAAAUUCUUUCGGUUUGUUUCUUUAAAAUGCUUGUCUACAUUGUUGGCCGCGCGCGGUCCACGAAAUAACUGGAUGGGCUUUUAUGCUUCACGCUCGCCUACUUUGUAGGGGGAGUUUUUGGCUCGACAUUCCUGGGAUAGCUGCCCGAGUUAGCGGAGGGGUUGGGUUAAACAAUGGGUAUGGAUUAAGUGCACAUCGCAGAUUAAUUGGACUUUUCUGUUACAUCGGUGACGGAGGGAGUUAUUUCUAAUGGAUGGUGGUGUUGUCGAUUUACUCUGCCGGUGAAUUCAGUUGUUUGAUUAUUGGAUUCUUAGUUACGGUUUUAGUCUUAAUUCUGAAUUCGUCAGUGAAUCUAGAAUUGUACUCAGUAAAUCAAGUUUAUAUAUAGUCAGUAAAUCACGUUUAUAUAUAGUUAGUAAAUCAAGUUUUUACGUCGUCAGUAAAUCAAAAUUCUACAUCGAGUAAAUCAAAAUUCUACAUCGAGUUAAUCAAAAUUCUACAUCGAGUAAAUCAAAAUUCUACAUCGAGUAAAUCAAAAUUCUACAUCGAGUAAAUCAAAAUUCUACAUCGAGUAAAUCAAAAUUCUACAUCGAGUAAAUCAAAAUUCUACAUCGAGUAAAUCAAAAUUCUACAUCGAGUAAAUCAAAAUUCUACAUCGAGUAAAUCAAAAUUCUACAUCGUCAGUAAAUAGAAGCGUGUACGUGGUAAAUAAAUCAAGUUUCCCAUCUUAAGUGCACCAACAACCAUAUCCACCAGUAGACUUCAGCAUCGUGUGUAGUGUCACAUUAUUUCAUCUAGAUUUCUGUCGCCAGUGUACCACUGUGUUUCUGUAUCAGUGUCUCGUCUUUCAUUUGACCAUGGCUAAUUCAGCAGUGAAUAUACGUCGUCUUGUGCGUCAUACACCCAGUGGAAGAAUGUGAAUAAACUCCACGGAUAUUUUCAGCUUGUUUAUGUGGCAUAAAGGGAAGUAAACCUUCAUAACUUGAUAUCGAAUAUCAGGAUGCAUAGCGUUCAUCUACUCUGCAGAGAGUACGGUCAGAAUAUUUAGCACUGUGUGAAGAUACACAGUGUAGCUAAGGUUUGUGUGGCCAGAAACGGACGAGAGUACCGAGAGAUGAUUGACUCGGCAAGGAACGGACCGGACUGGCCCUCGGGCCUGGAGUGUGGAGGGGUCAAGUGCUGCUCGGACAGCGGCAGUGACCCCGGCUACGGUCGAGGUCGUCUGUACAAGUGCGAGUCUAAUGACUCUGGUGGCAGCUUUGAUCUGCUCGACUCCGGUGAGCUGGAGUACGGGAGGGUCGGUGAGCUGACCCCGUCCCCUAAGGUCAAACACCUGCUGGUGGCGUCCAGCGUGGACUCCGGGGGGAGCUUUGAUAUGGAGAGCGCUGGGGUGGAGGAGAGCAGCAGGGGUAGGAAAAACUUCCGGGCUAUGGCCAGUUCUAGUUCAGAUAUGGGAGGAAGUUUUGACGUGGAUGUAACGCUUCUAGAGAACAGUGGUAAAGGGAAGCGUUUUCGGACACUGGUCAGUUCUAGUGCUAGCACGGGUGAUAGUUUUGAGGCCGAAAGCCCGCUUCUAGAAGGCGAUAGCACAAGCGAUAAAAACUUCCGACCGCUGGUCAGUUCUAAUGUGGACAUGGAUGGUAGCUUGGGUGCAGAUAGCCCAUUGCAAGAGGAUAGUAGUAAACUUGUAACAAACUUGGAACCUCUGACCAAUUCUAGUGUGGACAGUGGUAGUUUGGGGGCAGAUAGCCCAUUGGUAGAAGACAGUAGCAAACGUGUACACAACUUGGAAUCCCUGACCAAUUCUAGUGUGGACAGUGGUAGUUUGGGGGCAGAUAGCCCAUUGGUAGAAGACAGUAGCAAACGUGUACACAACUUGGAAGCCCUGACCAAUUCUAGUGUGGACAGUUGUAGAUGUGAUAACGAAUUGCCAGAACAGAACGAUCGGACAUCGAUCCAAUACACGGACCGUGUCAGUCAAGACAAGCCGCCGGUCCCUAGCAAGAAGCACUCGUCUCUGGGCAGGAGGAAGCCGGUGAACAACAUCUCGCUCAUCUUCUCCAAGUUCGCCCGGGACUUGGUGGAGAGGAACAAAACGGGCACGGGGAGGGAGAUCAGCGGCGAGGGCGGGGACGGCAACGACACACCCAUUUUCGAUAACGACGACCGCCGCUGUCAGCCGCGUCAACGGAGCGUCAGUGACGUCACCGGUACCGCCACGGGGCUGUACCUUGAGUGCGGUCACCUGGCGUCGCAAGCGCUGACCGGUGAUUACAGCUCCCUGAUCGUGACGGAAGACGAGGCUUGCUGUGGCGUCAUCUACCUCAACGACAGCGACACGACAACCGGCACGAUGCCGGUUCUCCGGCUGAGCUUCACCGACCGUUUGACUGAUGCCGAUCAUGGCGUGAAGGUCGAGGACGGGGUGUUCUCCGACCUGGAGUCUCGGGUUGAAGACGGGUCCUGUUUUUCUAACCUGAGUUCGUUAGACGACCUUCACCUCUUCAACUCAGCCAACGGUUGUGUAACCCUCGAUUCCCCGACGGUGGAAGACACGGCCACGUUCGACGCCAGGUUUCUCAACGACUCUGUGAGCAGCGUUGAGGAGUUCCACACUGGCAAGUCUCCGGCCUUGAGGCUGAGGUUCGGGCCGCUGAGCAACCAGUCGUUGAGGAGCGAGUCGGACGAGUACCUGUCCUGCAGCAGCAACUACAGCUACAGCAACAUCAGCGCCGACACCAACGAGGCGUCGUUCAGCGAGGAACCACGUGACGGUGGUCUUGCGCAUGCGCGAAGUCCCGUCCACGUCAAGAGAGACUUUGGCUCGUGGGAGCUGCUGGAUGCUUUUGAGAACGGGUUUGAGGUUGGUCAGUUGGCGGCUCUGGGGCCGCUGUGUAGCAGUGAGCCGCGGACAAGUGUUGGCUCUCAUGUGGGGGAGAGUGUGGACCACACAACUGACCUCUCCAAUGGUGAUAAACUUGUGGAUUCUAAGGAUUCUGUAGAAUCUAACGGCCAGGGCUUCAAUGAUGAUAAACUAAUAGAUUCUAAGAAUUAUAUAGAAUGUAAAAACGAGGAUUUUAUUGUUAACAAAAAUGGAGAGCCUAGCCCUAAUUUUGAUAUUGUGUUGAACUCUAAUGUUGAUAUAACUGUAAACGGACUAGACCCAAAUGUUGAUAUUAAAUACGAUCAGGGGUUGGGUGUUGAUACGCCAAAUGAACAUCUCGGCUCAGAGAGUAUCCCGGUCGUUAGUGACGUAGAUGAUUGCGUCACGUGCGACAGAGAAAAUAGCCUCGACAAAAACGCUGGGAAAUUUGAGCGGAAACUUCAGCGGAACGAGCGUCGCAGGAAAAAAGGUACCGUCACUCCACGCCACGCCACACCGCCAGCUAGUCAGAGUACCCCCAACGCUUGCAUUACCUCCGGCAAGAGCUCAUCUGUCCCAGAGCUGAGCUUACCCCCCGAGCUAAGCCUCUACUCGCCAGCUGCUAAACAAACCGACGGGAAAAAACGCUUGUUCACCAGCGCCGAUAACCUCAACAGAAGCGACCGUCUGCGAACCUCGACCAGUAUUCCCGACCUACUCACUGCCAAAUCUGGCAGCAAACCAAAGCGUCCCAGCCAUCUCAGGAUCCUCAAAUCAGCACUCCUCUGGCUCAGCCCGACCAAAAAUGUACAAUUUUCCAACCCGUUUUCCUCUAGUAAAUCUUCCUACGACUUGUCCCAAGCGCCGUUGACCAACACGAAGCCGGGUCUAGCUAGAGAGAAAUCGCGGAAGAAAACAGCUCAGUCUUGCGCUCAACAAUCUGUGUCCUCGCCCAACACGCCUUUAGCCGCCCUGCCUCCUCAACGGGAAUCCCCGUCCCGGCCAGUUUACCUCUUGCAGCGGGGGCGGUCCCUGUCGGUGGAUAACAUAACGAACCCGUGCAGCUACCACGGGCGGGGCAGUGGGGCUGGUCAGGCUGGGAGCAGGACGGUCCGGCUGGAGAAGGUGGCCUGCCAGAGGUGCUCGUAUAUCUACGGCAGGGAGCAGCUAGUACCGCUGGAUAAUAUUUUUGACUCCAAGAAAAGAGAAAAGAACAAAGUCAACUACCCCAAUGACAGCAGCACCAGGAAGGAGCCGAGGAAAGCUCAGCAGUUUGGUCUCUCUCUACCAGACUUGAAAAAGAACACAGGUAGAAUCAUCCCCCUACCUGUAGAAGAUGCUAUUGAAUACCUCAAGUCAACUGGAGGUGAUGAAGCCGAGGGAUUAUUCCGAAGAUGUGCUCGAGUUUCCACCAUGACUGAAGUCCAGGAGAAAUAUGAUAGUGGUGAGACAGUGGACUUUGACCAGUACGGUGACCCACACCUGGCCGCUGCCAUCCUCAAGAAGUUUCUCAGGGAGCUGCAGGAGCCGUUGAUGACCUACGACCUUUUUGAGCCACUCACUAGGCUGCACUUCUUAGAGCCCAGCAAGCAACUCCAUGAAGUCCAAAGGAUCCUGCAAGAUGAACUGCCUGAAGACAAUUACAUCAUCCUCAAAUUUGUCUUUCAGUUUUUACAACAGGUGGUCAGCAAGGCUGAUGUGAAUCAAAUGACAGCAGAGAAUGUGGCCACCGUUUUUGGGCCCAACAUCGCAUGGCCCAGGGGACAGGCCAACCUGGCCUCAGUUGAGCAGGCGGUGAAGUUUGCCCUCAUUCUGAUACAAAGUUUCGAUGACGUCUUUCUCAGAUGAUCUGUUUGUGUCGCUCUGCCUUACAGCCUAGCACAAACCUGGAGGGGAAUCAUGUUUGUAAACACAUUUGUGUGUCUCUUUCCUGAAAUGUACUCAUUGCUUUUUUGUUUCCUUUUUGUCGAACAAGGAUUCUGAGAUUUCAAUGAAAUCUUAGAUGCCAAACUGGCAAUUGUAAUGAAAAUAUUUUGUCCAGGUUUUUUUAAGCAAGUCAUUUUUUUGUAUUCUCUUAAAAGCUUAUUGCCGACAAAAUUAAUAUGAACUCUUCUAUAGUGUAUCAUUUAGAUACAAACAUUUUAUUACAAAAAAUUUUUGUUUUAAAUUUAUCUUCCUCCCUUUUGUAAACACAUUUUUUUGUGUUAUGCUUCACAUAUAGGAUCCCCUUUAGUUGAUGAGGUGCUUUUAGUUUGCAGAAAGAUUUCAAAUCUUGCUUAUUUAUAAAUUCGGGGUUGGUAAAGUUGGUUUCUGACAAAUAUGUACAUAGUUUCCUGUCAUAAUACUUCAUAAUUACCUUUAAAAAAUUUGAACAAACGUAUGUUAUGUUAGUAGAACAUAAAUAAACCUGUAUGUCCACAUGCUGAGCUGUAUGUAUGCAUGCAAGAAUGUCCACAAGAUGAACAUCUUUUCAUGUUAUAUUUAUCACAAUGAACAUCUGUUACAUUUCUCACAAUGAAUAUUUUCAAUUUUUUUUGUCCCUACUUUUUCAUACGUAGAAAAUGUACCGUGAGUACACACAAAUAUGUGUACCACGUGUACGUAUAAUUAACCCUAUUGUACUUAAAACAUAACAAUGUUAAUGUGCUAAUGACAAUUCAACAGUUGAACACCCUGACCCAUGCAAGGCCCAUGACCUAUGACCUGUUUACACUUUUUUCUUGACAGUUACAGAAUAUAUUUAAGUGACGUUGUGUCUCUCUGUACAUUGACAUUGUGUCUCUCUGUACAUUUGACAUUUUUCCUUUCUAUUUUUUUUUUUGAGCUUCAUGCAUGGCUGGAACAAAAAAAACCUUUUGGGAAAAAUGUGAAAUGGGGAUUUGUAUGUCGGUUUAUGUGAUUGGUUUAGAAUUUAUUUAAAUCUCUAUGCUUGUGUUAUGAACAAUAAAUAAUUUAAUUGUUUACAAAAUCUUUCCUUGAAAAAUCACUCCACUACCUCCCCCCCCCCUUUUUUUUUAUUAAAAAAAUAUAAUUUCUGGGUGUAUGAAAAUAUAUUAAAAAACAACAACCCAUCUUUACAAAUACUUGUAUGUAUAAGGUUUCUGUUAAUUGAGUAGAUGCCUGGUGGAAUGGUUGUACAUAGAGCAGCUUGUUUUAGUGAAUCCAUAUGUUGGUGCUACCUGCAUUUAUGUUUACACGUAAUCCUUGUUUGUUCCCAUACAUUCCCUUGUCUGUAUCACGUAUACGUAUCAUAAACUGGGAAGUUGAUUUUUUUUUUCUGGGGUUAAAUUAAAGAUUGAAUUUUAUGACAAUUUUUUU